CCCCUCUCUCUUCCCCCCUGCGUGAAAAGAGCGGCCGAGAUUCCAGCUGGUCGCCACAGCAAAGAUCUGCUGUUUAGACCAAGAUGAACUGGUAUAAUAUUUUGACUGGAUUUCUACAGCUGAAUUUUCUUCGAAUGGUAAUUUCCUAUUGCAUGGUAUAUCAGAUUCCUCCACAGAGCUUUCAGCUACCAUGUGUGCCAUCAGAGAAGACUUCUAACAUUUCUUUGCCCGCUGGAAUUGCAGAGAAUGGUCCUAGCAUAAAUGAGGAACAUGGUACAAUUAAAGCCAAUGCCACAUCACUGGUGACUGAAGAUCAUUUCCUAUGUUGCCAGUGGAGUGAUACACAUAUUAACUGUUUUGUAUAUACUUCAGAAAUGGAAAUCAAGGCAUUUACGUAUUCAGAAAGCGGUGCUUUUACAACUCAACAAAUAGAUUCAAUAUGGAAUCUACAGUUUUGGUCUAAAGAAAGCACAGAGGAGUUAUUUUGUCUUGUGGAAUUAUCUACUAAGUCACCAUACCUGGAUGAAGACCUUUCAGUGAAUCUGUUGUACACAUUAACAGAUGUAUCAUUGGGAAGUACCUCUACACGUUCCCUAAAGGACAAUGUCACGGUCACUCACUGCAAUGCUGUAAAAAACCAAAAAUACAAAUGUCAGAUAACUUCAGCAAAGUUCAAGCAUAUUUACAUUAUGUGGCUCAAGAUCACAGAUGGAAUAACAUUGCUUCAGUCACCACUAAUGUUAGUCAAGCCUACAGAUAUUGUAAAGCCUGAACCUCCAUCACAUCUGCAUAUGGAUAUGACAGACGAAGGACAGUUAAAGAUAUCUUGGUCUCGCCCAGCAUCAAUAUCAUAUCCACUUCAGUAUGAAAUAAAAUGCUUUGCAAAUUCAACUGAAAAUGUUUGGCAGGUGGUUGAGAAGACCAUGGAAACGUCAUUGAUCAUAAGCAAUACACUAUUUGAUUCUUCAUAUGUAGUUCAAGUCCGAUGCAAAAGCCUUUACGGACCAGGCCUUUGGAGUGAUUGGAGCACACCUUAUAAUGUGAAUCUACAAGAAGUCAUGUAUUUCCCUUCAAAAAUCCUGGCAAGUGUUGGAACAAAUGUUUCCUUUUAUUGUAUUUACAAAACCAAAGAUAAAGUAAUCUCAUCGGAGAAGAUAGUCUGGUGGUUAAAUUUAGCAAAAGAAAUCCCUAGGCAUCAGUACACACUUGUGAAUGACUACAUUGGCAAAGUAACGCUUGUCAACUUAAAUACAAUGAAGCCUGGAGGGAAUUUCCUCUUUAAUGCCUUAUACUGUUGUAAUGAAAACAAGGAAUGUAAUCACCGUUAUGCUGAAUUAUAUAUAAUAGAUGUUAAUAUCAGCAUCACAUGUGAAACAUAUGGCAACUUGCAAAAAAUGACUUGCAGAUGGUCCACCAACACAGACCCACUGCUUUUGGAGAGCACUUUGCUGUUGAGAUACUACAGGAGUGAUGUGUAUUGUACCGAGUCUCCAAGUAUGCCUUCUGAUUCGGAGGUAAAAGAAUGCACUUCACAGAGGAAUAAUUCUUACGAGUGCAUUUUUCAGCCUUUUUAUCUCCUGUCUGGAUACACAAUGUGGAUAGAGAUUAAGCACUCACUGGGGACAGUGACAUCACCACCAGUGUGUAUCCUUCCAAAAGAAGUAGUGAAGCCGUUUUCUCCCUCCAGUGUCAGAGCAGAAAUUACAGGGGAAGCAGGACUGCUGAAUGUGAGCUGGAAAAACCCAGAACUUCCAAAGAAUGAUCUCCAGUUUCAGAUUCGGUAUGCUGUUAACGGAACAGAAAUUGCCUGGGAGGUGCAUGAGAUUUCUGAUCCAUUAGUUAGCUCUGCCAGCGCAAAGGUGCAGGAUCCCUGCGCAGUAUACGUCGUUCAGGUGCGCUGCAGUGUGAUUGAUGGAGUGGGCUACUGGAGUGAUUGGAGCAGACCCGCCUAUACAGUUGUUAAGGAUAUCAAAGCUCCCUUGAGAGGACCUGAAUUCUGGAGAACCAUUAAUGAAAAUUCAAUAAGGAACCAGAAAAAUGUUACUCUUUUUUGGAAGCCACUGAUGAAGAAUCUUUCCUUAUGCAGUGUGCUAGACUAUGUGGUUGAGCAUAAUACUUCAGAAAACAUUACUUGGUCUGACUAUGUAGAAAAUGAUACUGCCUACACAUUUUCAUGGACGGAGGAUGUACAUGCCAUUAAGGUUCUAGCUGUCAACUCAAUUGGAACUUCCUCAGUCAAUUGCGUUUUAACUCUAUCACAACAAAUCAGCACAGUAAACAUUGUGAAGUCUCUCAGUGCCUACCCAGUGAACAGCAGUUGUGUCAUUGUGUCCUGGACACUUUCGCCUGUGGCUUAUAUAAUUACAUCUUUUGUAAUUGAAUGGAUAAACUUAAACGAAGAAGAGCAGAUUAAAUGGAUUAUGAUUCCCUCAAAUGUUAGGAAGUACCACAUUUUUGAUAAUUUCAUUCUUAUUGAGAAAUACAAAUUUAGUUUGUUCCCAAUAAUUCCUGAAGGAGUAACAAAGCCCACAGUGACAUAUGGAUUCUCCAAAGCUGGAAUUGAAAAACAGAAUGAUGUGAACUUCUAUGUGAUUCUACCCCUAGUUAUUUCAUGCUCCGUUUUGCUGCUUGGAGGUCUUUUGAUCUUGCACCAAAGAAUGAAGAAAUUAUUCUGGGAUGAUGUUCCAAACCCCAAGAAUUGCUCUUGGGCACAGGGAGUUAACUUCCAAAAGAGAAUGGACAUUCUUUGAAGUCUAAUCAUGAUCACUGCCCGCUGAACCAAUGUGACAGCUCCCAGACUUCCUAUACAGAGUUGUUAGAAGAAUUAUCUAUUUGAAUUCAGAAGACAGAAUUACUUACAUAUCAUUUCAUUAUUCUGCUGAUUUUGUUCAUACAUAAUAGUGCUGGAAAUGAUUUUGUUCAAAAGUUGCACUACUGGUAUACAAUUUUGAGAACACUUUCUAUAUUUCAGACCACGUAAAGGGUUUGCUGGUUUUAAAGGGAGCAUACAUAACAAGAUAGAAGUUAGGAGGACAUGCUACAUUAUGAUUUAAUAACAUGGGAACAAGCCUACACUUGAGAGCAACCCUCAUCCCUUUCUUUCUUUUGCUUGGCUGGGAGGAGGAGUUUGGACACCUUUAGCUCAGCUUUUUGUUUAUUGCAGUUUGUCAUGUCAUCCAGACCAGCAACUUUGGUUAACAUGGGCUAAGUUUAGUUACAAACAAACUUACUUCAAACUGCAGUUUCUGAAGCAGGCUUGUUUAAACUAACCAUAGUUAAUGUUGAUGACAAGUCCAUAACUGAAUGAUAUGGCAAACUGUUGCUGUUUGCUGGCAUCCGUCUGGUGAAGCAAAAUGGAAACUUCUGCCACACAGGAGCAUAUGAGCUCAAGAAGAUGCUUGGCUUGUUCCUUAAUCAACUGUAAGUGAGCAUAAUGUGUGAAUGCAACCAAUGUGUGCCAUGCUAUUCUCACUUUACUCCCCAAGACUCCUGUUAACCAGCCUUAACUGACAUGAAUGCAUAGAGAGAACAUCAGUAGUAUAUGGCUGACUAAAUGAGGGGUGGUGUAAUGGGAAGGGAACCUGAUUUUGCAUUUAAGCCUGAUAUUUCCCAUCCUUGGUUUACAACAAUAGCAAUAGGAGUCCAGAAUGCCAUGGCCUUAGAAACAUCAAUCUUUCUGCCAUAUUUCCAUUUAUUUAUAAAUGGUCUUUUAAAAUGCUUUGCUAGUUGAACCGACACUUCACAAUAUGUGCUGCUGAGUGUUUUGACCACCUAGAACGUGAUUAUUCUGUGGCUUCAAUAGAGCUCUACGUAUGUACAGUGGUACCUCGAGUUACAAACGCCUCAGGUUACAAAUGCUUAAGGUUACAAACUCUGCUAACCUGGAAGUUACUUCAAGUUGAGAACUUUGCCCCACGAUGAGAAUGGAAAUCAUGUGCCAGCGGUGAAGCAGCAGCAAGAGGCCCCAUUAGCAAAAGCACGCCUCUAGUUAAGAACAGUUUCAGGUUAAGAACGGACCUCCGGAACGAAUUAAGUUUGUAACUAGAUGUACCACUGUAGCUGAGUAGCAUAGUCAGUAGAGGCACAGCCCUGAACUCUUCCCAGUUACUCUAAUAUUUCCUAUAAAUUGAACAGGAAGCAAGAAGAGACUGUCAUGAAUAAGUAACCACAUCUCAAACAGUUUUAUUCAGGAAGAAACCCUCUCUCCUUAGUUUGAUUAGUAAGAAAAGUAACCAAUUACUCUGACAUUAUGGCUUUUAAACUUUCGACUGUCUUUGAGGUUAUCAGUUGGAAUAUGAAAUAGGAACUUCCUUAGAAACUGAACUUCCAGAUAAAAAUCCUUCAAAAUAGAGCACUCUGGAGCUUUGUGUUAAUGAGAAGCUAUUAGAUUCUAUGGCUCUGUGAUCUUCUUUGUAUGAAGAGACUUUUCUUAAAGACAAGAGAUGCCUGACAACACUAUUACGGAAGUACAUGUGAUUUCUGUUCAUGUCCAUCAGAGUACUGAAUGUCACACAACAAGAUAUAUGGAGAAUCCCACUUGUUUGUUUAGCUAUGCACAUCUACUCCACUUUAAUUUCAUUUCAUAGAUGUAUACAUCUCCAAAUUGCCUUUGAAAUGAACAUAAUUCUUAAAACCUUCUUAAUUCCCUGACUGGGUCCUCUGUGGUUAUGCAUAUUACAGUUUCUAGUUAGUCUAUUAAACUCAUUUUUCUUUCUUUAUUGUAUUUACUUGACUAUAUCAAUAGAGUAUUAGCAUUUAAAAAAGCAAUGUCAAUAUAUGUAACAGAAGGAUGAGUUCUGAAAGCAACAGGAUUUUCCAUGCCCUCCCUCCAAUUUCUGUUUACCUCAGUGCACUUGGUGUAGAAGUUCAGUUUUAGAAGAAGCUCCUAAAAAUAUUAAACAUGUUUGAACAAAAAGUUUAUUAUUGGAAACACUAAGGGGGCUAUACUUCCUAGUGUAAGUAUAGCACUUGUGUACAGGGCAUUGUACCUAUGGCUCAAUGGAGGCCUUUUUCUACUUUCACCUCUUGAAAUGCAUGCAGAGGUGAGAACACAGGCAUCACACCAGGGUACUGCAGGGGACAGGAGGUAUUUGAACACCUACCAUCCAGCCAUUCUUAAUUACUUAGGCAUGGGGAGCUGGGGAUAGGGAGCAGGAAGAGAGGGAAGACAGAGAAAUAAGAUUCUGCCCACACCAGAAAGGAUGCCCUAAGGUAACAUAGAAAUACCAAAAUGUAAUUGAGAUUUUCUACAAAAGAAAAACGCAACAUAAACAAAGGGCAUGGAGUAAAAAUUAAAUUAGUCAUCUUCAUUAACCUUAGUUGGUCUACUCUUGAGUAGGACUAAUGUUUCAGACAAUCUCAUGUCUACAGAAUAUUGAAAAGUCAUUAUUUUUUGCAGCCACACUCCAAUCCUUCAAAACUACCAAGUUACAGUUUCCCCAGUGAAGUCAGUGGGAUCACUUUUUCAUAUCGUGAAUACAAAUAAAUUGCAUCUAGGACUUUAAGUGACUAUAUUUUGCACUCUUUCAUUAUCUUGCAGUUGAAUCCAAACUAAAUUUUAUAUGACAGCUACUGAAGUUAUGAAUGCUCCCUUCGUGUUACUUUUCACAGGCUUAAAUUGCUGUAAAAAUGUUUUCCUGGCACUCCCAUUUGAUGCAUAUAUUCAAGAGCAAAUAUUUAACAGCCAAAUGCUUAAGCAAUUUACUCUGCAUUUACUAUUUUAUCAUUGUAGCAUUGUGGGGUGUUUUUUUCCAGGAAACAGUACCUACAACAUCUAACUCAUAUUAACUCAUAUUAAUUCAUAUUCUAAUUCAUAUUCAUUCAUGCUAACAUGUGGCUUAUUUGAUUUAUGCAAUCUGUGUCCUUGAUUUGACUCUGUAGGUCAAGUAUCAGAGAGCUGCAUUAGAAAGCUGUAGUGGUAGACUCAAGCCCUAUCACUGUGUGAUCUGUGGGAGCCUCAUAUGUCUCUCUGUACAGAAAAUAUCUAUAGCACCCAAGGGACCCCUGUGUUAUAUAAGCAGUCUCUCUUCUCCUAUUUUAGCUACUGCAAUUUUUUGUAUUUUGAUAGUCAUAUAGAUUUAUAAGCCACUUUUCUUUAGUUUCUUCUCUGUUGGGCUUAUAAAAACUGCCUACAUGAGCAGGAUAAGAGGAGAAGCUUUGCAACUGGAAUGCAUAGCCUUCUCCCAUGACUCUAGAACUAGCCCUGGGUAGCUAGUAGGUAGGAAGGAAGCAAAAUGGCAUUAUAUUUUAAUCAAUAUCUGAUUGGAGUAUGGGUUUAGUAUCACUGGAUAUAAAUUUGCAGGAAACGGUUUUGAUUUUUCAAGAAGCCAGAAUAAUUCCCCAUGCAGACUUAACAGAUACCAGAAAACUUCUCUUCAGAGUAGGGAGCAACUUGACCAGAUAUCACGGAUACAGUAGCCUGUUAGGUAUGGCACUUGACUAAAUUCUUGAAGUUGAUAAGGACUGGCUGCUCUUGAUAAACACUUGUACCAAUGACACGUAUAUCCAUCAUUAUUUCUACUGGAUUGGAGAAGUAAGGGGUGCAGAUAGACCACAUCAUUUCUUCCAUAUACUAUAGGCUAUAAAACUUGUGAACCUUAAUUACCCAGGCUGGAUGGCUUUGGGUGGACUUUAAUAAUUUACAGAGACUGUAAUUGUUGACCACAGCCAAUUUUACUUGUCAACUUGUGGGUUUUAAGUGCUGCAAAACUUUGCCCUCCCCAUUAUUCUCAUAAUUCCUCCUAAAUAACAUGAAUGAAAAACUGGCUCAGAGCAAUUGCUUUAACAAAUUUUGAGGCCCUUUUCCCUGAAGUGGGUGGGUGCUCAUUGUGCUAGUUGUAUGAACCAGUUUGCUGCCAAAGUGCACUAUAGCCCAGUCCUUCGAAGUGGAAAUGGGUAGGAACUUUUUCCUACCAGUCUACUCCAAAGGCAUAAAUAGGGAGCAAGACUCAGGGCUUCAGCACUGCCAAUGUAAUGCAUGCAUACUUUCUCUUCAUUGACAAGAAUGAAAAUCUGGUUCAGAACAAUUAUGUUUCCCUUUGUUAUAUAAGCUCAUCAGAGACUGACCUGAAAUGGAACCUUCAGUAUUACCCAAACUCCAAUGGUAUCAUAAAUGUAAAUGUGUUACAAAUUUCUGGCACUAAUCUCUUUUGUUAUAAUGCUUAUGCACGCUACUUAAAAUAAAGCAUACAACUUCAUGAAAUGUGAAUGCCAUUACAUUCAUCAGGCUUUUAAAGUUGUGCCAAAUUAAGAAUAAUAAAAUUGAAGUGUUUAAUGUAUUUCCUUUUCCCCACCUUUCUUUUCUGUUCAUUUCAAGUCAUUAAUUAAUAAAUGAGCAUUAAAAUGUA
Molecule: messenger RNA, 7346 nt
Organism: Podarcis raffonei (Aeolian wall lizard)
Lineage: Eukaryota; Metazoa; Chordata; Lepidosauria; Squamata; Lacertidae
Gene: LEPR
Product: leptin receptor
Exons: 19
Coding region: 84-2750 (888 amino acids)
Biological process (GO): cytokine-mediated signaling pathway
Cellular component (GO): external side of plasma membrane; membrane
Molecular function (GO): protein binding; cytokine receptor activity
Source: RefSeq, a predicted model, not a curated record